This is a messenger RNA of Trichobilharzia regenti, 1533 nucleotides long. The record is from the annotation of a GenBank genome assembly. Lineage: Eukaryota; Metazoa; Platyhelminthes; Trematoda; Strigeidida; Schistosomatidae.
AUGAAUUUAAUCGCUGUUUUCAUUGUAUUAUUAGCAGUUUCAAAUAUUGUAAAGUGUGAAUUCACUUGCCGUAUUCCAAAGUCGAUCCCCCUGCAAUAUACAAUAGGAGGUCAACCGGUUUUAUGUAAUUUAUACGGCUGGUUUCAACCGAUUACCGGAAGCUCAAAAACUCAGGACACUAGUAGAGGAUGCAACAAAAUUUUGGGAGAAAGCAUUGACAGUCAAAAUCCAGGAGAUGAGAAGCAACUUGUGAAAAGAUAUUGUAAUGACAACUUCUACUAUACAGUUAGCGGAAACAAUUCUUUAUACUGUGUAAAUUCAAAUUGUAACAGUAAAGCUAUGUGUGGUUCCCUAGAAAUUCCAGAUCAAUACGCAGCUGAAUGCUAUGAACAACGCAACAAUUUGUUACAUCGACUUUAUACUAAUGGAAGCGGUAUACCCGGAAAUGGUUAUGUACUUAUUGCCGAUGCAGAUGAAGGAGAUUUAUGCACAGGUUCAACAGCAGCAUAUGCUGCGUCAUGUCACAUGGAUCCUAGAACUGACAGGCCUAAUGUUGGAUACGUGAACUUAUGUCCAAGUCAAAUAGACCUAACAUACCCAGGUGGUAAAGCUUUUCCAGGAAUUAUGAUCCAUGAAAUCGGUCAUGCACUGGGAUUCACAUCCAGUAGUUUUCCAUUUAUGCGUGAUUCAUAUGGAAAGCCUCGAACCCCAAGAGAUAGGCAUAAUAAACCAAUAUAUACAGAUGAAUAUGGAGAUUAUAUUCCAAGUGACAGUACAAUCAGAAAGAUCCGAAGACGCUGGAUAAGUGCUGCAGGAAACUACACGAAAACUAUUGGAUCUUUUGUCACUCCAAAAAUAUUAGCAGCUGCCAGAAAAUAUUUCAACUGCCACACUUUAGAUGGAGUUGAUUUAGAACACUACAAUAUAAUAGGAUCGAUUGGAUCACACUGGGCUACAAAAGUAUUAGGAACCGAAGUAAUGGCACCAAGAAUAAUGAUAGAUUAUGCCGUUUCUGAAAUUACUUUGGCUUUCUUUGAAGAUUCGGGAUGGUACAAAGUUAAUUACAACGCAGCGAUGAACAUGCAAUAUGGGAAAAAUCUUGGAUGUGACUUUGCAACUAAGAGUUGCUAUGAAUAUGCGGAUAUUCAAAAGAAAAAGGGUCAAAAGUUCUUACCUUUCUGUGACAAUAAACGUCAAGCAACGUGUAGAGAUGCCUACUCUUAUGGGGUUUGCAGCAUAUGGACAUACCCUGAUGGUGUACCAGCAGAAGAUCAGUUUUUCAAAAAUCCACCUUACACUUCUAGUUAUAGUGCUAGAUAUUUUGGAGGUGAUGAUCCCCAUAGGGAUUUUUGUCCAACGCAAACGUAUGUCAGUAGCCUUGGAAGUGAUUACCAAGCAACUUCUUUCUGCACUCACACUGAAAACAUAGAUAGAUCAAUAUUCCGUCAAAACUUUUUUCAAGACAACAACGGAGGUUGUGAUCCAGGUAGACUGAUGAAUAAAUUGCAAGUGUGGCUUCAAUUACAUCUUUAA